GUCCCCGUUCUGGUUAUGGGGAAACCGCAGCGCCGAGCGGGAAGGGGCUCGUCGAGGUCCCAGCGGGAGCGGAGAGGGAGGUGCUCACGGGCGGCCCCCGCGCUGUGCAUUCUCCGCGUCCUCCAGCAGAGGGGCCGGCCCGCGGGGCUCGGCGUCCCGCAUAAUAGCCGCUUUGAUGCCUGCGGCCGGCCGGCGGGGAGGGGAGGGGAGGCGGGCCGGGAGGGGAGGGGAGGGAGGGAGGGAGGGGAGUGUCCGGCCGCCCGCGCCAUUCCCCCGCCCCUCGGUCCCGCCGCCACACGCCGCGGGAGCUCGGACCAGGCGCCCGUCCCUCCUCCUCGUCCCUCGCCGAGGCCGCGAAGCCCCGAGCCGGCGGGAGCCCGGUGCUCACCAUGUCGGUCGCGCUCAGCAACAGGUUCCAAGGAGUUUCUCUGUGACCAGAAGUAUAGUGAUGAAGAGGACCUGCCAGAAAAGCUUGCAGCCUUCAAAGAGAAGUACAUGGAGUUUGACCUGAACAAUGAGGGAGAGAUUGACCUGAUGUCUUUAAAGAGGAUGAUGGAGAAGCUUGGGGUCCCCAAGACCCACCUGGAGAUGAAGAAGAUGAUCUCAGAGGUGACGGGUGGGGUCAGCGACACCAUUUCCUACCGAGACUUUGUGAACAUGAUGCUGGGGAAACGGUCGGCGGUCCUCAAGCUAGUCAUGAUGUUUGAAGGAAAAGCCAACGAGAGCAGCCCCAAGCCAGUUGGCCCCCCUCCAGAGAGAGACAUUGCCAGCCUGCCCUGAGGACCCCAGCCUGGACCUGACCCACUCUCCCCACUCCUCUUCCUCCCUCCUGGUCUCACUGCCCUUCUUGACUUGUUGUGAUGUGUCUUGUUUGUUUUGUUUGGUCGUUGUGUGUCUGUCUGUUUUUUCAUCAGCAGAAUCAGUGAUCUCUUUGUGAAGCACAAAUUAUCUGCCUUAAAGGGGCUUUGGGUGGGGGAAUCCUGAGCCUUGGAUCACGCCUCCCUCUCUUCUUCCCUCCCCGUCCUCUCCUUGUGCGGAAGGGCUGACAUUAAACCAAAAACCAGAGGGGGCAGGGCCAGAACAGAGAGACUGAAGGCUGUGAUUCCCACACUUGAAGCUGGCACUGUCCAUCCUUCUAGGAGGUCUCUGAGCUAAGUCCCAGAACCCUGGCCUGGCCCUGGUGAGGACCUCAGCCCACUUUAAGAAGCCCCUGGAGUCAAGAUAAGGCUGCAGGACCUCAUUAGGGUUUCCCUGGACAGCUCGGUGGUUCCAGGUCUCAGGUGGACCAUGAUGUGGCCACGUGGUACCCCUCCUCCCCAGCUGGUCCCCCCUCGAUCCAUGCUUCCUCUCAUCCUCAGUGAGGUUACAGAAGGAGAGGGGCUUGGCAAUUUGAGCCCUGCAAGGAGGUUCCAGAAGGAAUCCUCUAGCUUUUCCCCGGCCACACUUUUACAGGCAGCUCAGAGGGAAGGUGCAGCCCCCCUGACUCUUGCUGGGGCAGCAAUGGGCUUCAGAGGUAGAGGGGAUCCAGAGGCCUUUGGCAGGGAUUCAGCUCAGUCUAGUCCCAGCUUUUAGGGAGGAUGUUGAGGGCAACAGGGUAGGAGAAUGAGGGCUUAAAGGCUCAUGGCAAAGAGGCAGCACCGCUCUUAAGCCAGGAGCUGAGGAACGGGUUCUUUCUGAUCCCAACAUGCUUGAAACCAGACUGUGCUUCGCCAUCUGCCUUCACACCUUACUGAUGCCAUUCAUUCAUUCACCCUUCAUUCAUUCACUCAGUCAUUCAACAGAUAUUUAUUGACAACCUGUUAUAAGCUUUAAGUCCCCCCACUUUGUCCCGGCAUGCGCCGUGUCCGCUGUCUAUUUCAUCACUCUGUUUCCAAAUCACCCAAAACCUUGAGCUUGGGGAUUGGAUUAGGGAAACCUGUGUUCUUUAUUAGGGACUAGGGUUUCCUAGCCCUGAUCCACCCUGUAAAUUAGCUGGGCCAGGCCUCUCAGUUCACAGGUGAGAAAACCCUGGGGGCCCACAGGGAUUAAGUGCCUUGCCCAAAGUCACGGGUUAAUCUGGAGAUGGAAGAUCUGGAUUGGAGCCCUGGUGUUCAGAUGCCCUGCCCACGCCUCACCUCUGCUCUGGGCUGCCUCUGUCAGUGAUGAAAACAUGGAAAGGGGCAGGGAGGGGCAAUCUCCUGAGUCAACCCUUGGGGAAGGCCCUGGGCCAGGACUCACCCUUCUCAGUGCCUC
Messenger RNA from Vicugna pacos (alpaca), 2232 nucleotides. Lineage: Eukaryota; Metazoa; Chordata; Mammalia; Artiodactyla; Camelidae. The record is from RefSeq and is a predicted model, not a curated record.